Molecule: messenger RNA, 4159 nt
Organism: Bubalus bubalis (water buffalo)
Lineage: Eukaryota; Metazoa; Chordata; Mammalia; Artiodactyla; Bovidae
Gene: GADL1
Product: glutamate decarboxylase like 1
Exons: 21
Coding region: 902-2506 (534 amino acids)
Biological process (GO): carboxylic acid metabolic process
Cellular component (GO): cytoplasm
Molecular function (GO): carboxy-lyase activity; pyridoxal phosphate binding
Source: RefSeq, a predicted model, not a curated record
CCUCACAGCCUUCCUAGCAUGUCGUCAUGGCAGCAGCACCAAUGGAGAAACCCCCAGGAGCCAGAUAUCGCGAGAGCACAGCCUCACGUUGGCGCCAAAAUCUGUUAGCGAAAGUGGGCCCAGCUGCUUGCCGCUGGAAAGCUGAUGAAGAGUCUCUUAGGAUCCAUCUCCCAUGAUUCAAGAAGUGUAACCUGCCCACUGAGAAUCUUCCCUGGACAGGAAUUUGCCAGCCAUGGGAUGGGGCCAUCUUGGAAGUGGAUCCUUCAGCCUUAGUCCAGCUGACAUCUAGUGGAGCAGAGAUGAAUUGUCCCCACCGGGCUCUGGCCAAAUGAUAGAUUGGUUGCUUCUGGAAUUGUGACCUUCACACUGCAGAAGCGCUCUGAGGUCUCCAAGAGCUGUGAUCACACCAGUGCAGGGCAUGUCCCUCAGGGAGAUAAGGAGCUGAGACACAGAGUAGUUGAGUGACUGGCCUGAUGUCACGGAGCAAAUAAGUGGCAGCACCAGAAUUCCAGCAGUGGUCCUCUGCAUCAGAGCCCAGAGCUCUCUUCCUUUAUCCAGAUCCUGCCAGCCAAAAACUGUGUAGACAAACAGCUGCAUCUGCUCCAUCUCAGGAUACAGAACAGCGAGUGUGAAAAGGCACAGUCCUCAGCAGAGAGCGUCACAGCACACAGACCCCUGGCUGGUCUCAUCUGUCUCCGUAACCUCAGAGCCUGCGCACGGUAGAUGCUCACAGAGUGGUUCUCCCACGGAUGGCAACGUCUCUCUGGCACCCAGAGUGCAGCCGCUGUCACGGUUACGUAUUUUCCUGAGGUCCAUUGCCAGAAUUUUAGGCUCUGUCUCUCUGUUGGUCCAUCCCCUCAUCAGCAAGAUUUCAUUGGUCCUGGAAAAGGCUCCCCAGAAGAUGCUCCUCUCUCUGACACAGUGCGGUGCUGGGGACUUCUCACGGUGGCUACAGGAGCACAACCAUAGAGAAAAAGGAGAUAUCGAUCCACAAGAGAUGGUUCCGAGCAGGAAGAACGUGGUUCUCGUGGAUGGAGUCAUACUGAAUGGCCCCACAACAGAUGCAAAAGCAGGAGAAAAAUUUGUGGAAGAUGCCUGUAGACUAAUAAUGGAAGAGGUGAUUUUGAAGGCUACAGACAUCAAUGAGAAGGUCUGUGAGUGGCGGCCUCCUGAAGAGCUGAAGCGGCUUCUCGACUUGGAGCUGAGGGACGCGGGAGAGCCGCACCACCGCCUGCUGCAGCGCUGCCAGGACGUCAUACGCUACAGCGUCAAGACCAACCAUCCAAGAUUUUUCAACCAGUUAUAUGCUGGACUUGAUUAUUACUCUUUGGUGGCCAGAUUUAUGACAGAAGCAUUAAACCCAAGUGUUUAUACGUAUGAGGUGUCUCCAGUGUUUCUAUUGGUGGAAGAAGCAGUUCUGAAGAAAAUGAUUGAAUUUAUUGGCUGGAAAGAAGGGGAUGGAAUAUUUAACCCAGGUGGUUCAGUGUCCAAUAUGUAUGCCAUGAAUUUAGCCAGAUACAAGUACUGUCCUGAUAUUAAGGAAAAGGGGCUGUCUGGCUUGCCAAGAUUAAUCCUUUUCACAUCUGCAGAGUGUCAUUACUCCAUGAAGAAGUCUGCUUCCUUUCUUGGGAUUGGUACUGAGAAUGUGUGCUUUGUGGAGACAGAUGGAAGAGGUAAGAUGAUACCUGAGGAGCUGGAGAAGCGCGUGCAGGAGGCCAAGAAAGAGGGCGCAGCUCCAUUCCUUGUGUGUGCCACGUCUGGUACCACUGUGCUGGGGGCCUUCGAUCCUCUGGAUGAGAUAGCGGACAUCUGCGAGAGGCACGGCCUCUGGCUCCAUGUAGACGCUUCUUGGGGUGGCUCAGCCUUGAUGUCCAGGAAGCACCGCAGGCUCCUGCAGGGUAUCCACAGAGCUGAUUCUGUGGCGUGGAACCCACACAAGAUGUUGAUGGCUGGGAUUCAGUGCUGCGCUUUCCUCGUCAAAGACAAAUCUGACCUUCUUAAGAGAUGCUACUCGGCCAAUGCAUCUUACCUCUUCCAGCAGGAUAAAUUUUAUGAUGUCAGCUAUGACACGGGUGACAAGUCCAUCCAAUGCAGCAGGAGACCAGAUGCAUUCAAGUUCUGGCUGGCCUGGAAGGCCCUGGGCACAUUAGGCCUUGAAGAAAGAGUUAACCGUGCUCUUGCUUUAUCUAGGUACCUAGUAGAAGAAAUCAAGAAAAGAGAAGGAUUCAAGUUACUGAUGGAACCUGAAUAUGCCAAUAUUUGCUUUUGGUACAUUCCACCGAGCCUCAGACAGAUGGAGGAAGGACCUGAGUUCUGGGCAAAACUUCAUUUGGUGGCCCCGGCCAUUAAGGAGCGGAUGAUGAAGAAGGGGAGCCUCAUGCUGGGCUACCAGCCACACCGGGGGAAGGUCAACUUCUUCCGGCAGGUGGUGAUCAGCCCUCAAGUCAGCCGGGAGGACAUGGACUUCCUGCUGGAUGAGAUAGACCUCCUGGGGAGGGACAUGUAGCUGUGGCUUUGGGUCCCCCAGAGGCGCGGGUCCUGCCCUACGGGUAAGGGUCCAGGGCAUCCGGGGACACACACACUGCAGCCCUUCUGGGGCGAGUAGGACACAUGCCACAUCCUUGCCCAGCAAAACCGAAAUGCUAAGCAAGUAGUGUUAAGUACUCUCUAGUUGCCAGGGGGCUACUGCUGCAAUAAAGGAGGUAGUGAGAGGUGGGUUUUCUCCCAGAUGACCCCUGGGACAGAGCCCCAAAGAGUUUAGUACCACAUGGGCUCUGGGCUCUUUGCUCUUGAAAGAGCAGCUGAAUUAGCGGGUGGAAGAAUGGUUUACAAGGUGUGACCCAGAGACCAGCAGCCCUGGAAUCCUGUUAGAAAUGCCUGGCCUCAGCCUUCCCCCAGACCCACUGAAUCAGAAUCCCUGGGGCAUGGGGGGAGCCGGGUGCUCUGAACUUCAUACAGCCUUCCAGGUGCUUCUUAGGCAAGGUAAAAUCUGAGAACCAGCAGUUUAACACAACUUUGAAUUAACUGAGUACUACUCACUCUGAUGUGUUUGCCUGCAAAGGGAUAUCUGAUACUUUGGUGGCUCUGAGAAUGCAGCUGUGGGCUCUUAGUACUAAUGUUUAGGGGCAUCAGAAGUAUAGAAAAGCUGUUUUUAAAAGAGAAACUAUAUAUAAGAUGUUUACUUUAUGAAAAGGUAUCUUUUAUGCAGGCUAAAUGUUUAUUCUCAAAAGUUAAAAUUAACCACUAUCUAUUAUAAAGUAUCUGAAUUAGAGCUAAGGAUAAAAGACAUAGACUUUUGUAGUGUAGCCUUUUAAUCAAAGCAACGUCCCUAAUUCAUUUCCCAAAAUCGUUCAUGUCAUUAAUUGGGAGUACAUGUUAGAUAUACGUGUCUCUAAUUAGAUGCCUCUUAGCUUGAGGGGCUCCUUUCUUAUCUUGAUCUCUGCUUGUAGGAAAUAACGAGAAUGAAGUCCAGGGUUAUAUGACAUUCCCUUUCUCAAGCUUUAAAAUGGCAGUGUAGACUAUUAAAGGGUUUAUAUUGGGCAGAGAAUCAGGGAAUUAGAGGUCUUUUGGGGCACACACCUCCGCCAUUUAUCCUGGGAGUGGAUAAUUGUAAUUCUGUCUCUAAUCCUGGUCCUAGAUCUCUAGCAGAAUUUCCUUUGACUAAGAAAUAAACAGAAUUCAGAGGUGUGGGAGUAGGGGUCAACAAGGUACAUUUAUGACUCUCAUUAGAGCUCCCCUCUGGAAGGCAAGUGAUGGAGAGUGUUCAGGUAUUAGACGGGAGCAGAGGUCGACAAGGCACAGUUACACCUUUGGUUAGAGCUCCGCUUUGGAAGGCAUGUGACUGAGUGUUCAGACAUUAGAGUUAGCAUGUUCAGUACCCAUCUUGUACGCCUUCACUAACCUGCACCAUUUAAAUUUUGAAGAGUUAAAAACCAGAUAUGCACUAUUUCCUUGUAUUCCAUAUUUUCAUUUUAGAGUGUGUGGUUUCUCAGUAUCUCCAUCGGUCAAAGAAUAUUUUACACUUUCUCUGAACUACUUUAAUCUGUGGUAUGUGUAUUGCAUCUCUUGUUACCUCUUUGUUUAAACAUCUCCCUAAAAUGUUCUGAAACUGAUGUUUGCAAUAAUUUGGGUUUAAUGAAAUAAAAAAGCAAUGUGAGCA